Molecule: messenger RNA, 2001 nt
Organism: Rhizopus microsporus ATCC 52813
Lineage: Eukaryota; Fungi; Mucoromycota; Mucoromycetes; Mucorales; Rhizopodaceae
Product: DNA helicase
Exons: 10
Coding region: 1-2001 (666 amino acids)
Molecular function (GO): 5'-3' DNA helicase activity; RNA binding; ATP binding
Source: RefSeq, a predicted model, not a curated record
AUGGAGAAAUUCAUUGCUCAUCAAAGGGAGUUGAUAGAGACUGAAAGAAAGGUAGAUGUUGAAGAGACAAUAAAGCUACUAUCUUCCUAUGCGCCCAUUCAACUUCAACGACGCGGUAUUGCUCUUGUUGGCUUAAAAAUAACAGGAAUGAGAACUGGCUUAGGAGGCAAAAGUUUGAUCGAUCUCGAGCUUGCUAAUCCAAAUAUUCUGCCGCCUAUUUUACCUGCACAUAAAAUAACAACAGGAGAUAUCGUCGGUCUUGAUGUAUACAAGAAAGAUAAACCUUCAAAGAAUGUCGAUAAAUGGUCUGGUGUUGUUGCUCGUGUGACAGAAUCGAGAAUUACUGUUGCCCUCUCUCAGGAAAUAGAAGAUGAACUUCCGGCUGAGCUUCAGGAACGCUGUCAAAUUGUAAAGUUGGCAAACAGUAUCACCUAUGAAAGAAUGUUAAAGGGACUAGAAGCAUUACAGCAAAGAUGUGACGAAGGAGGAUCCGGGCUUAUAAAUGUUCUUUUAGGACAAUCUGAUAUCUCAACUCCCCAAAGGAUGAGCGAUAUUCAGUUUUUUGAUGAAACACUAAAUGGUUCCCAAAAGGAAGCGGUACGCUUUGCACUUGGUUCAAAUGAGAUUGCUUUGGUUCAUGGGCCACCUGGGACCGGUAAAACUUAUACACUGGUAGAGAUAAUCAGACAGUUGGUUGUAAAUCAAGGUCAGCGAGUAUUAGUUUGUGGACCAUCCAAUAUUUCAGUUGAUAACCUAGUUGAAAGACUAGCUCAACACCGACUUCAGGUUGUACGUGUAGGACACCCUGCUCGUGUAUUGCCAACAGUAAUAGAUCACACAUUAGAUGUUAUUACGCGUACCUGUGAUUCUGGAAGAAUUGUGGCAGAUAUACGAAAGGAAAUGGAUGACACCUUGGCAAAAAUUGGAAAAUCCAAAAAUAGAGCAGAAAGAAGAGCAAUGUAUUCCCUCAUGAAGGACUUGAGAAAAGAUUAUAGAGUUAGAGAGAGAAAGGUAAUAGAUGAAGUAUUGACAAAUGCUCAGGUGACGAUUUCUACACUGAAUGGGGCUGCAAGCAGAAAUAUGAUGAAUAGGGAAUUUGAUGUUGUUGUUAUCGAUGAAGCAACACAGGCUUUAGAAGCUGAAUGCUGGAUAGCUCUUUUAAAGGCAAAGAAAGCAAUUUUAGCAGGAGAUCACCUUCAGUUGCCACCAACAGUAAAGUCACCCAUAAAAAUUCAAACGUCGUUAAAAUCAAAGGGGCUGUCUACAGAUACUGACCUGACAACCACCUUAUUUGAUCGACUUUUGGCCAUGUACGGCGAUAGGAUCAAAAGAAUGCUGACAGUUCAGUAUCGCAUGCACAAGAAAAUCAUGGAGUUUAGCUCAAAAGAGCUCUACGAGAAUAAACUUGUUGCAGACGAGAGCGUAGCAGAACACGUGUUGGCCGAUCUUCCCGAAGUAGAGCACACUGAAAACACGGAAUCACCAAUUGUCAUGAUAGAUACCAGCGAUACCGGUCUAUCGCAUGAAGUAACUGACGAUGCACAGGAAGAACAAAGCAAAGCAAACGAAUUAGAGGUUCAACUAGCAGUACAGCAUGUUAAAGCUCUUUUAGAGGAUGGCCUUCAAGAAGAUCAAGUCGGUAUCAUUACGCCAUAUGCAUUUCAGGUAUCAAAGCUACGAAGAGAAAUUAGAGAGCAUUGGCCAGGGAUCGAAAUUGGCACAGUAGAUGGAUUCCAAGGUCGUGAAAAAGAAGCAAUUAUAUUAUCACUUGUUCGCUCUAACGAAAUGGGUGAGGUCGGAUUCCUUGCAGAAAAAAGAAGACUUAAUGUGGCUAUGACGAGAGCAAAGAGACAUUUAUGCGUUAUAUGUGAUUCAGAUACUCUUUUGGGAAACAAAGGGGGUGGAUCAACACUCAAUAGGAAUGACUCUGGAUUCUUAAAGAGAUGGAUUGAAUGGCUAAAUGAAGAAGCUGACUUACGAUUUAGUGAGCUUGUUGUGUAA